AUGCGUCUCUCGCCAGCAUGUCUCCAGUCGACAUCGUCCUGGCUGCAUUCACUGAAAGUCGCCCAGCUCCAGAAAAUCGCCCACACAACGGGCAUCCGAUCAUCUGGUCCCAAAGCCGCGCUGAUCCAGCGACUGCAUGCCGAAUUGACAUGCAACGUCCAACCCGACUCCCCUGGUCGGGGGAUGAGCAUUCUUAGUAUUGAUAUGGGGAUUCGAAAUCUGGCAUUUGCGCAUCUUCUUGUCCCGAGAGGUGACCCUACGAAUGUAGACAACCUACCUCCAAUCCCAAUCUUGAAUGCUUGGCAGAGACUCUCCGUAUCUAGUCUCCCCCUGGACGACCCUCUCUCGUCUUCAACUGAGGAGAAAGGUAUCCAAACAGGACCAGACACAGAAACAGAAACAGGGAUAGAUACAGGGAACGAGCCAGAAACAGAAAGAAAAGAAGACUUCUCCCCUUCUGUAUAUGCCCCGCACGCCUACUUCCUGCUUACCACGCUGCUAUCGACCUAUCGACCGACGCACGUGCUGAUCGAGCGGCAACGGUUCCGCUCAGGAGGCGCCAGCGCCGUCCAGGAGUGGACGUUACGCGUGGGUGUGUUCGAGGGCAUGUUGUAUGCGGUUUUGUGUACUUUAGCGCGUGAACGAGGUGGUGUUUUUGCCCCUGUUGUGGUGGGGGUCGAGCCGAGGAGGGUGUUGAGGUUUUGGAGUUCUUCUUUUCCCUCUUCUUCUUCUUCCUCCUCUAAUUCGUCUUUGUCUUCGUCUUUAUCUCAGGAACAGAUGGAAGAGGAUCAAGAAGCUGGGAAGAAGAAGAAAAAGACGGUUAGUUCGCGGGAUGGAAAAAAAUUGAAGAUUAAUCUGGUGGGCCGGUGGUUGACCUCUUCCUCUUCCUCAGAAAUCGUCGAUGGUAACGAUACGAGAAGGGUAGGGAGUAAGAUCCAGAUUGGGAAUGAUCCCGACCUUCGACGGUGGGUCGAAGCGUAUCUGGCACAGUGGCUCGGUCAGGGGCAGGGGAAGAAAAGGUCCAAUUCGCCGUCGAGAACGAGGACCCAGAUGGAUCCAUCAGUUGAGAUUGGCAAGUUGGAUGACCUGGCGGAUUGUUUGGUUCAAGGCGUGACCUGGUUGGAUUGGCUAGUCAUGAGGGAUCGCGUGUCGAGAGGUGUGGGCGCCGUGAUGGUGUGA
Messenger RNA from Aspergillus tanneri, 1179 nucleotides. RefSeq lists its product as uncharacterized. The transcript has a single exon. The coding region runs from base 1 to 1179 and encodes 392 amino acids. The record is from RefSeq and is a predicted model, not a curated record. Gene Ontology annotation, cellular component: mitochondrion. NCBI's taxonomy places the organism in Eukaryota, Fungi, Ascomycota, Eurotiomycetes, Eurotiales, Aspergillaceae. Gene Ontology annotation, molecular function: flap-structured DNA binding; DNA endonuclease activity; crossed form four-way junction DNA binding.